AUGCUUGAGACUGUAUUCGGGCCGCAAGCGGACAUCCUGGCAGGAGGCGCGGUCGAUCCCCACAGUGCGCGCUCAGAUGCUCUUCGGGCCACCUCAGGUCCUGAUGACCCCAUCUUCCUCCGACCGCUUGUCUUACGGGAACGGCAACAGUCACUUUCUCCUAGCACUGCGACAACUCGAGCUAUCCCAACCAACGCUCCUGCCGUGUCAGUACAAACUCCUGCAAACGAUCUAGUCCCUACAACGGAGGCGAUUUUCAACGAAUGCUCAAGAUUCCGCAUCCUUGUGGCCGGAAAGACUGGAGGCGGAAAGUCGUCUCUGAUCAACGGGAUUUUCGGGACGAAGUUGGCGGCGGAGUCAGAGUAUACGCGCGGCGAAGCGACGAUAGAAAAUGCCUUUGAAAGCGAUGCCAACCGUCGGUUUGUGUUGCAUGAUUCCAUGGGCUACGAAGCAGGCAAAACCGAUAAUUUUGACAAGGUUAAGAGGUUCGUGGAACAGAAGAGCCAGGGCCCUGAGUCGGACAGACUGCACGCGAUUUGGCUGUGCAUUUCUAUUUCCUAUCACAGGGGCCGUGUAUUCGAAACGGGAGACGAGAAACUGCUGAGCAUGUUGAACAAAAUCAGUAAAAUCCCUCUUAUCGUCGUUUUUACGAUGCUCAACGGCAUCAUGAUGACUAUUCAACGGAAUGAAGGCUUGAAGCCAGAGCCCGCUGUAAAGAACGCCAGAGAGAUUGUGGAGGAGAUGUACAGCAAGCAGAAUUGCCCGAGACCGUUCGUCUGUGUGUCGACGAGACGAGAAUAUGAGGAUACACUGAAGGAGCUUACAAAUGUAACCAUGGAUCAGUUGGAGCCCCAUGCGCCCUCUCAAUCUGGCUCCAAGAGCCCGAAGAGAUCGUUCUUCCGCAAUCCCUUCCACGGAAGGUCAAAGAGCGCAUUACCUAGCCAUACGGAAAGCCAGGAUCAGGGCCAGGAUCAUGGUCAGACUAAUAAUCAGGUUCUUUUGGCGACUGCACAGCGGAUCAAUCCGCCGAUGAAAGUUAAGGCGUCGAUUGAGUGA
Messenger RNA from Coniophora puteana RWD-64-598 SS2, 1056 nucleotides. RefSeq lists its product as uncharacterized. Bases 1 to 1056 code for a protein of 351 amino acids. The transcript is spliced from 9 exons. NCBI's taxonomy places the organism in Eukaryota, Fungi, Basidiomycota, Agaricomycetes, Boletales, Coniophoraceae. Gene Ontology annotation, molecular function: GTP binding. The record is from RefSeq and is a predicted model, not a curated record.